Stegodyphus dumicola is the source of this 1708-nucleotide messenger RNA. RefSeq names its product meiosis specific with OB domains hold'em (gene hdm). Lineage: Eukaryota; Metazoa; Arthropoda; Arachnida; Araneae; Eresidae. The record is from RefSeq and is a predicted model, not a curated record. Gene Ontology annotation, biological process: resolution of meiotic recombination intermediates. Gene Ontology annotation, molecular function: single-stranded DNA 3'-5' DNA exonuclease activity; single-stranded DNA binding.
AAUCUAUCAGCUUUCAGUUUUUAACACUAUAUAUAUCUUGCAUUUGAAAUAUUAGCUCCAACAAUAAAAAAUAUGUCUUGGAUAACCGAAAAUUAUGGGUUCGAUUUUGAAUCUGAGUAUACAUAUCAAAAAGUAUCUAUAAAUCAGCUCUCAUCACAUAUUUCUCAAGUCGUACUAUAUGGAAUAGUUAUCGGAAAACAAGACAUUCGUCGCAUUAUUAGCAAAAAACAAGCUGCUUCUGAACGUUUUGUGCUCAAUUUCAGCAUUAGAGACUCACCUAAUGAUACCAUAAAUGCAGCAUGCUGGGGAGAUGAAAGCUCAAUUUCUACACUUGGCUCUUGUUUCACACUUGGUGACGUUGUGAAAAUAAAAAAUCCUCAAAUUAUUGAAAGACAAGCAGAAGCAGCUGAUGAGAAGUUCAGGCCUCAAGUGAACAGCCAGUAUACUUUAAAUAUCAGUCCUCAGCAUAGUGAAAUUACUACAUGUUUAGGUGAAGAAAGAAGAGAAUAUGAAAAACUGUUGCACUGUACAAUGCAUCCAGCAUCUGAAACAUUAAAUUUAGCUGAUAUUGUUUAUAACAGUGAAAGUGUAGAAGGACUUACAGUGAACUUGCUUGUAGCUGUGAGAGAUAUUGGAACUUUACAGACUGUAAAAACAAGAGAUGGUAGAGAUCUUAAGAAGCUUCUUUUGACAGUCUUUGAUCAAUCACAUGCAGUGUUUCAUAUCCUCAUAUGGGAAGAAGAAACAGCUAACUUUCUUUUGAAAUAUUGUUCUAAGAGAAGUGUGUUGUAUGUAGCUGAUAUUAAAGUGAAUUAUAGCCCUUUUAUGAAGGAAAUGGUUGCAACAUCAGGAAGUACUACAAUUUUCACACCAGAGCCAGAAAUUGCAGAAGGAAGGGUUUUAUAUCAAUAUGCCAUGAAAGCAACACUUCCCAAUGACAAAGACCAAAUUUCUAAUAUUUCUAAUGAUUCUUCUACUGUGUAUACCAUAGAAAAAAUAUCAAAAUUAAUUAAUUCAACAGAAAUUACAAUGGAUGAAAUUCAAGGAACACUUCACGCAUUUCUUGCUGCAUUUGAUAUUGAUGGAACUUCUAAAAUCUCAUCAUUAAGAUGCCCAGGAUGUCUGCAGUUAUUGCAAAAAAUAAAUGAUAAAUGUGUUAACGGUUUAUGUGAAGUUGGAAGUGGAGCUAAAACACUGCCUGCUGAAGAAAUAUUUGAUCUAAUAGUGUCACUGAUAGACAAUACAGGAUGUCUUCCAAGAUGUCUUUUCACUGGUCAAGCAGCUCAACAUCUUUUAGGAUUUAGUAUUCUUCAUUAAGCUGUCCAGACAUGACAGGCAAUCUCACACUUAAGAAACUUUCAAAUAUGUGAUUUCACAUUAUAUCAGUUAUUUAUGCUCCAGCUCAUUGUAGCCUUAUCUACUGCUUAUGUGUUCAACCUUCCAAAAUACGGGAUAUUUUUUCGCCUCCUUAUCCCUCAUUCCUCUGAUGUCCAUUUUGGGAACUGAGUCAUUCAUAUGAGGUGUCCCUGCAGCUUUACAAAGCAACUGAACUGGGUCCAGUUCAGUUACAAUUAGAUAUUGUAAUGUUAAUAUUACUCUGUAUUCUUACUGGAAUACUGAUUUCGUUUAAAGAAAUAAUAUUGUGAUAGUUAAUAGUAGUUUAGCCCACAACUACUUUUUAUUUGUUAUGUUUUUACCAUAACCGUAU